AUGAAGCGUGGGGAUACAGCCCCUAGUCAGCGCCGUGGUCCAGGGCGACCACGAAAGACACCUAUUGAGUCAGUAGAGUCAGAGCCAGUAGAGCAGGAGGCAGAUUCUCUCAGGAAUCCUACAGAGAUUGAUAUUGAUAGUCAUGGACAGACCCACCAGGUUCCUAUGAGAGAUCAGGGUUUCCAGCCUCAGGUGGUUUCCCCUAUAUUACCACCAGUGGUCCCUACCCCUGCUGCCACUCCUUGGGUGAGGGAUAGAGCACAUAUCCCACUAUUAGCUCGAUCGGUAAAGGACCGAUUCACCUUGUUCCAUGGAGUUCCCGACCCGAGUGUUGCUCAUUCUUGGUUGAGAAAUGUGGAGGACACUUUCGAGUAUUUGUCGUGUACUGAGGAAGAAAAGGUUGAGUUAGCGGCGUACCAUCUUCGAGAUCAGGCUGUCACUUGGUGGAAAUUGCAGAAGGUACUGUUGGGAGAUCAGAGUAUUACCUGGACUUUAUUCCGAGAUGCUUUCGAGAGACAGUAUUUUCCAGCUCCUUAUCGUAUGGCUCGUCGACAGGAAUUCUUAAAUCUGAAGCAGGGGGAGCGAUCUGUGAUGGAGUAUGAUGCAGAGUUUAACCGAUUAGCUGAGUACUGUCCACAGCUUGUUGCUCAGGACAGCGAUCGGUUAGACCAGUUUACCCAGGGCCUUGCGGCUUAUAUUCGUAUCCGGAUGUCUGGUUUUACUCCUAGCUCUUACCGGGAGGCACUAGAUAGAGCCUUGAUGAUUGAGAUGACCCAGCAGCAAGUUUCCCAAGAGCGGGGAAAAGACAAACAAAAGGCUCAGGAUACAACUCCAAAUCAGAAACACCAGAACAAAGGUCAGAAAAAGCGGAAGAAAUGGCAGGGAUCCCAUUCUACUUCAGGAGAGUCUCAUCAAUUACCGAAGACAGCACGAUCGUCAGCUGAUUCUUCUCGUCCCUCUCAUCAGCAUUGGAGGGAUCAGUCCAGUGGAUUAGUAUGCUUUCAGUGUGGUGUAGAGGGUCACUCUAAGACCAAUUGUCCAUUGGGUCAGAAUGUAUGUUACUACUGUAAGCUUCCGGGACAUAGAAGCCGUGAUUGUACUCUGAAGGCUCAGAUGCAGGCUGCCAAGGUUGCUACUCAGGGUAGUCAUAUUACUCAGACUCGACGGCCGAAGGGACCGCAGAAGUCACAGGGUACUCCACAUCAGCAGAGUAUACCACCUUCUCAGGCACAGGUAUACCACAUCCAGAGUCAGCAGUACCCAGCAGUACCUGUGGCUAUACAGUAUUCGUCAGCUGUCCCGUCACAUCAGAUGCAUCCGGUACCUCAGUAUUUUCCAGCGCCACCUAGCUCUUGUCCAGUGAUACAGCCUCAGCAGCAUGCUACCACCCACCAGUCUCAGCAGUUCGCUACUACUCCACCAGCACCGUUUCAGACCACUACUGGAGUAUCGCCAUCGUGCCCGGAAGUGGGACGAGUGUAUGCUAUUACUCGAGAGGAGGCACAGCGGGCCGAGGGAUCGGUCUUUCGGGGUAUGAUUACUGUUUAUUCUUUUCCUGCUGAAUUAUUGAUAGAUACUGGUAGUUCCCAUUCUUUCAUUUCUCGGGUAUUUCUGAGUAAGAUUUGUAGAUUACCGGUUCGUCGGACUCAUACAUUAGCGGUAUCUUUGCCCUCGGGAGAGAUACUAAAUAUCGGCCAGGAGAUUAGAGAUUGUCCAUUGGAUUUCGAGGGUCAGACCCUUAUAGUGGACUUACAGGUUCUGGAUAUGUUAGAAUUUGACAUCAUUUUGGGUAUGGACUGGUUGGUCAGAUAUUAUGCUACCGUGGAUUGCAGCGCGAGAGUGGUUACAUUUAGACCUCCUGGUCUACCAUCCUGGGUAUUCAUGGGUACCAAGGAUGAGGGGAUUUCUGUCAUCUCAGCUAUGCAAGCUCAAAGAUUAUUGUCUCAAGGAUGUCGGGGGUAUUUGUUAUCUAUGAUUAAGAUUGAUCAGGAUACUACCACACAGCUAUCUGACAUUUCUAUAGUUCAGGAGUACCCUGACGUAUUUCCAGAAGAAUUACCCGGCUUGCCCCCGAAAAGGCAAGUGGAGUUCACGAUUGAGUUGAUCCCGGGGACAGCACCAGUGUCCAAGGCUCCGUAUCGCAUGGCACCUAAGGAGUUAGAGGAGCUAAAGGUACAGUUACAGGAGCUGCUGGAUAGAGGGUUUAUCCGUCCUAGUGUGUCUCCGUGGGGAGCUCCGGUGCUUUUUGUGAAGAAGAAGGACGGAUCGAUGAGAUUAUGCAUCGACUAUCGGCAGCUGAAUGCAGUGACUAUUAAGAAUAAGUACCCACUGCCACGUAUAGAGGAUCUGUUUGAUCAGCUCAAGAAUACUUCAGUUUUCAUGGAUAUGAUGAAUAGGGUAUUUCUGGAGUUCCUGGAUCAGUUCGUGAUUGUGUUCAUCGAUGAUAUAUUGAUAUAUUCUCGAUCCGAAGAAGAACAUGGGCGACACCUUCGUAUAGUAUUGGAGACGCUCCAGCGAGAACGUCUCUAUGCAAAAUUCAGCAAAUGUGCAUUCUGGUUAUCUUCUGUGGGGUUUCUGGGACAUAUUGUUUCUAGUAGUGGUAUAUCCGUUGACCCACAAAAGAUAGAGGCUGUUACCAGCUGGGAGCAGCCAAAGUCUGUACAGGAAAUUCGUAGCUUUCUUGGUCUGGCCGGGUAUUACCGCCGAUUUGUUGAGGGCUUCUCUAGCAUAGCUCUGCCGUUGACUCAGUUAACCAGGAAAGGGGUGAAGUUUUGCUGGACAGAGUCUUGCGAGACGAGUUUUCAGGAACUUAAGCGCAGACUCAUUUCUGCACCUAUACUAGUACUUCCUUCUGGAGAUGAUGGCUUCGUACUUUAUACAGAUGCAUCAUUAUAG
Messenger RNA from Zingiber officinale, 2895 nucleotides. RefSeq lists its product as uncharacterized. Gene Ontology annotation, molecular function: nucleic acid binding; aspartic-type endopeptidase activity; zinc ion binding. Lineage: Eukaryota; Viridiplantae; Streptophyta; Magnoliopsida; Zingiberales; Zingiberaceae. The transcript has 2 exons. Gene Ontology annotation, biological process: proteolysis. Bases 1 to 2895 code for a protein of 964 amino acids. The record is from RefSeq and is a predicted model, not a curated record.